CGUUGUCAUUCUUGUCAUUCUGACUCCUGCAGUAAUAUAUUACUUGGACAGUCACGAUCAAACUGUUUUCUUCCAUUUCUCGUCUUUCCCACAGGGGAAUCAGUCUCUUUGGUCGUCGCGCCAUGAGUACUCAGGAUCUAUUCCAGAAUCCCAAAGUCCGUAACCAGGAUUCUCAGCUCAUAUCUGACCUUGCCUCUCUUGCAACAAAGAAACCGAAACUCGUCAACUCAACUGUCUACGAUGCACCUGCAGAUCCAACAAUCAAGGUGCGAAGCUGGAAAAUGAAUGAAUACAAGUACUACGAUGUUCCUUCUCCCUUUCCUUCUCUUGUUCGCGGCAUCUUCUCGGUGGAUCUCCCGGAAAACAGGCAUCGGAUUGUAGCAAGAGGCUAUGACAAGUUCUUCAACAUUGGAGAGGUUCCUUGGACAACGUGGGAUGCCUUGGAGAAACAUACAAGGGCACCGUACCUGCUUUCACUCAAGUCGAACGGCUGUAUCAUCUUCAUUGCGGCACUUACUCCUUCAAAGCUUCUAAUCACAUCCAAGCAUUCUAUCGGCAAGGUUGGAAACUCCGAGAAAAGUCAUGCAGAAGUUGGUGAAGUCUGGUUGUCCAAGUACCUUGCACAGAAGGGUCGUACCGAGGCCGAUCUUGCAAAGAGGCUAUGGGACAGCAACUGGACUGCUGUGGCAGAGCUCUGCGAUGACUCAUUUGAAGAACAUGUCUUACCAUACCCACCAGAGCUAACCGGUCUUCAUCUUCACGGAAUUAAUGAAUCCACAAAAGGCUUCAGGACGAUGCACCAGGAUGUCGUUGAUACAUUUGCUGACGAAUGGGGUUUCAUCAAAACACUCUCGACGACUUUGAACUCCAUUGAAGAGGUACGGACAUUCACUGACUCGGUCUCAAGAGCGGGCCAUUGGGAAGGUCAAGCAGUGGAAGGAUUCGUGGUCCGUACACACAUUCGUGAACUACCCAACAAUGAUCGGCCAAGAGAUGCUCCUCCAUACGCCGCUGGAUCUACUUUCUUUUUUAAAGUCAAAUUCGACGAGCCCUACAUGAUUCGCUACCCUAUAUCCAAGAUGAAGCGACCGGAAACCAAGCAGUAUGUUCAUUGGGUCAUCAACGAGAUCAAACGCGACAGGAAACAGUUCGCCCAGUUUGGAAAGGGAAAGGGAAUCAUUGCUACGCGGGAACGGUUUUUGGCCUGGAUGGAGCUUAACAAGAACAAACCAGAGUCUCGCCCUGCGUCGCCAACCGCCAAACAGUUUGGAAAGACUGUUAUUGUUCCAGUGGCAAUCCCUGGUUGUGGGAAAACAGCGGUUGCCGUUGCUCUGGCUCACAUCUUUGGAUUCGGUCACACCCAAAGCGACGAUGUGCGUGCCAAAAAGGCUGCCCCAGUCUUCUUGAAGAACGUCACUGCCUUGCUCAAGAAGCACUACGUUGUCAUAGCCGACAAGAACAACCAUCUGCGCCAGCAUCGUGACGGUCUUCGUGAGGCUCUAUCACGCUUCUCUCCUCCUGUCCGUCUCGUCGCGCUCAAUUGGAGCUGGGCUCUUUCACUGAAACCGCCUUCGACGAUCCAUCGUAUCUGUGGCGACCGGAUCCUACUUCGUGGGGAUAAACAUCAAAGUCUACACGGGGACAGCCAGACGAAAUCGCACGAAGAGGUUAUUUGGCAAUUCAUCAAUAACACCCAGGAACUAUCAGAGAGCGAAGUGGACGCAUGCAUCAAUAUGGAGAUCGAAGACACUAUGGAGCAGGCAGUGGCGAGAGCAGUAGAAGGAUGUGUCAAGGUCCUUGGAUUGGAGCAGCCAAGUCAGGAGAAGAUCGACGAAGGACUGCAAGUGGCACUAGGAUACGAACCCAAGUCGACGAAAUCGGGUCCCAAGAAGGUGGAAGAGAAGAAACAGCCACCUAUACGGUAUUUCGGGCUAGUGGUGGAGGUCAAUCUUCCUGAGGCGCUUGAGAGCAAGUUGCCGGACGAUGGAUUUUGGACACAGCUCAAAGACGGUGGACGGGUGGCGAAGCGACCGCACGUAACUAUUGUCCAUCAAAAGUCUUUGCCGGCAGAGACGGCACUCUGGGAACGAUGCAUGGCUCUUCACCAACUUGGCGUGCCUCCGACAUUUGAGCUCAAGCUUGGUAACGUCGUUUGGAAUGAGAGAAUUAUGGCCGUCUCAGUUGAUGACCUGAAGGUUGUCAAUGAGGGAGAUGGGGGACAGAAAGGAACCGAAUUUCUGGAGCAGCUGGCUGAGGAUGUCAAGGGCCGACUGCAUAUUACUGUUGGGACGCGAGACGACAAGGUCCCUCCUGUGGAAGCAAAGGACUUGGGAUCUUCGACGCCCGAGGUCAAGUCGGUGGUUCUGGAAGGAGUCAUGGUAAGAGGCAGAAUAAAAGUAACCCCAUUUGUUAGAAGCUGA
Molecule: messenger RNA, 2420 nt
Organism: Desarmillaria tabescens
Lineage: Eukaryota; Fungi; Basidiomycota; Agaricomycetes; Agaricales; Physalacriaceae
Product: RNA ligase
Exons: 7
Coding region: 123-2420 (765 amino acids)
Biological process (GO): tRNA splicing, via endonucleolytic cleavage and ligation
Cellular component (GO): nucleus
Molecular function (GO): RNA ligase (ATP) activity; ATP binding
Source: RefSeq, a predicted model, not a curated record